AUUUUAGGCAAUAUACUUUCUCAUAACCUUGAACAAUUACAAAAGUAAUCACACACGUUUUGCGGAACGAUUUGCAUUUCAUUCGAUAUUCUUCAGUGAGUGUUUUGCAGUUGAACACAGCUACUGUCACUGAAGCAGAAUGAAGAAAGAACAGGUUGUAAACUGCCAGUUCUCCGUUUGGUACCCUAUAUUUAAGAAACAUACGAUUAAAAGUUUGAUUCUUCCCUUACCUCAGAAUGUGAUUGAAUAUUUACUGGAUGACGGGACCCUUGUAGUAGCUGAAAGUGAAGACAACACGCAACAAUCUUCAACAAACACUGCAGGCUGUGAGAACGAGGAGGAGGAUAUCCAGUGGUCGGAUGACGAGACUACAACCACUGUCACAGCCCCUGAAUUCCCAGAAUUCAAUGCAAAAGUUCAGGAAGCUAUAAACCUCCUUGGGGGCCAUGUCUUUCCCAAACUGAACUGGAGUGCUCCACGGGAUGCGAACUGGAUCGCCCUGAACAACUCCCUGCAGUGCCAGAGCCUGCGAGACAUCUUCCUCCUCUUCAAGAGCUCCGAUUUCAUCGCUCACGACUUCACCCAGCCGUUCCUGCUUUGCAGCGAUGACUCCCCGGACCCGGAGAUAAGCUAUGAGCUGGUGCUCAGGAAGUGGAGCGAGCUCAUUCCGGGAGGAGAGUUCCGCUGCUUCGUCAAGGAGAACAAGCUGAUAGGCAUCUCCCAGAGAGACUACACCCAGUACUACCAGCACAUCUACAAGCAGCAGGACGCCAUCUGCAGCUCCAUACUGGACUUCUUCAAGGAGCACGUCCAGUACAAGUUCCUGGAGGAGGACUUUGUUUUAGACGUCUACAGGGAUAGCUGGGGCAGGGUGUGGCUCAUUGAUCUGAACCCCUUCGGUGAAGUGACCGACUCCCUACUCUUCACCUGGGAGGAGCUGACCUCUGGACACAAUCUGAUGACCAAUCAGAUGGAGGGAGACCCUGCCCAACAAGAAGUACCUGCGUUCCGCUACACCACCAGUGAGGUGACGUUCCAGCCCAGCCCGUGUCUCAGCUACCGGAUCCCUCGCGACUUCGUUGACCUGUCCACGGGCGAGGACGCGUACAAGCUCAUCGACUUCCUCAAACUGCAGAAAAGCCAGCAAGAUGAAUCUGAUGAAGAGGCGUGAAUAAGUGGCAAGGCAGAAGAAGAAAAGACAGAGCUUUUUGCUUAAUAAUAAAGUACUGUCUAAUAGGUAAUGCCUUCAGGCAGAAGUAGAGUCCAGACGCUGUGUGCAUGAACAUGAGCAGGCUUCUGUUUUGUGAUUAUUUUGAAAGUACAGACAAAAUCUCGACUGGUGGGUUCUGUUGUCUUUUAUCAGUACCGACGAGGCUCCUGUUUGAGUAUUUAUUUAAGUCCGCGAAGGUCCAAGACCUAUGCAAUAUUCAGAGGAACUUGCUUUUUUUGCUGUAAUAUAUUAGAUCAUUACUUCUUGCGAGUGGGAUAAUGUUUGCUGGUGUUGCCUGCUUGGUUAAAAAAAAUAAAACAGGCAGGUUUUGAAGCUGCUUUGUGGCCCGACACAGCUGAAUAGAAAGGCUGUAUGCCUGGACAUGUAUGUUUUGUAAGCGGUGUUUAGUUUAAAGGGGUGCCUGGAAAUCUUACGUCCAAGCAGGUUAUCGGCGUGUGUGUGACUCCCGUCUGUGCUGGCUUCGUCUUUAUCUGCCGCUUAAACAAAUAUGUCCACCAGAGCAUUGGCAGUCAUGUCCGUGGAUGGAUUAACACAAAGAGAAGCGUGUAAAACGAUAUCCUUGCUGACUUUCAGUGGGAUGGGGUGGGGGAGGGAAACCCCGAAAAGGUCAGUUUGAGUUCUUUUGCACCAGUAAUUCAAUAAACAUCACACAUCACCUUGUUUAUUUUAUUUGGGUACCAGCAUCUUCUUUCAGUAAUACGAAAUUAUACACAAGCCUUUUCACUUUACUGUUAAAAAAAUAAUAAUAAUUUAAAAAGGAAAUGGUCUCAAUUCCAGCAUUCUUGUUACACUCUUGUGGUUGUCUUGAUGUCUCCUACUCAAGCUUUUUUGGAUGGGAGUAUUUUUGGGGUAUUUCUGCCUCCUGUGUAUGGUGAAUACUUUAGUGAGUCCAUAGAAGGAAGACUUUUAAUAAAGCAUUCAGAUGUACUGUAGUACCUGUACUGUCUACUUGAGUUGAGAGCAUAAAUGGAAUAAAUUUUAGAAAGGCCAGUAAUCCCAGAAUGUAAAACAUUCUUUUUUUGUGCUAUGGUAGAUUAUUACAUGAAUGCAAUAAUGAUUCCAAACCUGCCUACAUUAUAAAAUGCAUCGGAAA
Anguilla rostrata (American eel) is the source of this 2324-nucleotide messenger RNA. It is a transcript of the gene cdc123, whose product is annotated as cell division cycle 123 homolog (S. cerevisiae). Bases 140 to 1171 code for a protein of 343 amino acids. The record is from RefSeq and is a predicted model, not a curated record. Gene Ontology annotation, cellular component: cytoplasm. Lineage: Eukaryota; Metazoa; Chordata; Actinopteri; Anguilliformes; Anguillidae. The transcript has 13 exons.